Meloidogyne enterolobii is the source of this 483-nucleotide messenger RNA. NCBI's taxonomy places the organism in Eukaryota, Metazoa, Nematoda, Chromadorea, Rhabditida, Meloidogynidae. The record is from the annotation of a GenBank genome assembly.
AUGGAUACUUUAGCUAGAAGUUCCCCCCAUAAUGUUGUUGUUAGCUGCGAAUUAAAUUUAAAUUUGGAUUAUAUGUUGAAAAGAAUAUGGGAAUAUUUGGCAUUAAUUAGAAUUUAUACUAAAAAGCCUGGAAGUCCUCCUGAUCUUGGUUAUUUUUAAAUUUUUUUUAUAAAUUCCUUUUGGGAGGAAUUGUUUAUAAUGGGGUAUUUUUAAGUAUUUUUUUUCGGAUUUAUAUCAGUUUACGGACUUUUCUGCAAACUGCAGAUUUUUAUGUUGAUUUUUUACAGACGAUUUUAGGAGGGUUUUUGCAGUCGUUUCUUUUUUUUUUUGCAGAUUUUUUGCGGAUUUUUCGCUUACUUUUGCGGAUAUUUUUUUUUUCGAAGUUUUUGAGUAUCUUUUUUUCUUGGAUUUUUUGCGGAGAUUUUUUCGCGGAGAUUUUUUUGCGGUCUUUCUUUGCAGACUUGGAAAAUUUCAGAGUUUUGG